This is a messenger RNA of Parasteatoda tepidariorum (common house spider), 550 nucleotides long. RefSeq lists its product as uncharacterized. NCBI's taxonomy places the organism in Eukaryota, Metazoa, Arthropoda, Arachnida, Araneae, Theridiidae. The record is from RefSeq and is a predicted model, not a curated record.
UCUUUUUUAGCAGCACUUUAUUAUUAUUCCUUUAGUCAAAUGUGAUGAGUGUCUGAAACACAAAAUGACUACGAUGAGAUAUCUGAUAUUUACAGUAGUCACUCUUAUGCUAUUUAGUUCCAUCUCUGCAGAUCCAGAAUUAUUAGAAAAAACCAAACAUGUGCCGGAAUUUAAGCCAUUCGAAUAUUUACCAUUUCCUCCUUAUCCUCUUCUUGGCGACUACAAACCUCCGGCAGUAUAUGGAUACGGCCUUGGAUUUCCACCAGGUUUACUAAAACCAGAAAUUCUAACAAAGGAUUUUAAACCUCCCCUGAUAUCCCCCUAUGAAAUGGACAAAGUUUUAGGAUAUGGUGGCUUUGGAGUGCCAUAUGGAGGCUACGGAUACCCUGUUUUAUUUGGUUAUUAGUGUCCUAUGUAAUUGUAUAGUUGAUAUCAUAUUUUCUUUCAUUGUUCAGACUGUUUAGCAUUCUGUCUUAAUUUGUAUUGGAUAGCUUCAAAUUGGCAAAAAAUGCAAUUAAUCUGUAACAAUAAAAUGAAGAAUUUGAAUUUC